UGAAAUUUAAAUGUAAUUAUCUAGUUUUAGCAGAAAUAUCUUCGAGUGUACCAGAAUAUUAUUUCUACAAGCCUAAACGAUGAAUUUUGAUCUUGAUGAUCCCUUGGAUGGGCUUCUUAGUGAUGGCAGCAACGACAGCUUGUUUGGUAAUGAACCCACCAAAAAAACAACAAAAACCGCGACUCUCGCCCCGAAAUCGGAAAACAAACAAACAAAAAUAGAAGACCUAUUUGGAUUUAAAUCUGAAGCCGCAAAGCCGGAUCCUGUCAAGCCUGCUGCUGCCCCCGCACCCGUUACAGUCGAAAAGGAUCCAGCUUCAUUGGAUUAUCAAAAAGCGCCAGCAUCAUCUGGUGGCCAACCGUCUAGUUUUGCUGUGAGACGAACCAGUACUCCCAUCAAAAAACCUGAGCCAAAUGCGAAAAAGGAAAUCACAUUUGACGACAGUGAUGUGCUUUCGGAUUUAGGAUUCGAUCCUAAGAAACCGAAGAGUAAAUCCAGCGUAUUGGACGAUAUCCUCGGUGGUCCGAUUAUCACUAGCAGCAAGGAGAUUAUCGCGAAACAAAGUAAAAACAAACCGACGGUUGUUGUGACAAAAGAGCAAUCUGCCGGUAGUAAGACUAUUUCUAGGCAAUCUACCGAAACCUCCGAAAAUCUGCCCACCGAAAGUACGAUGAUGGGAGGAUAUGCUCCGAGUGGUGGUAAUCAACGAAGGAGUGCACGCAGAAAGUCUUCCAGCACUUUGAACGAUCCACUGGGACUGUUUUCAACACCUUUAGAUCCAAGAAAAGAAUCGAAGUCAGCCAAGAAAGGAGCAGAUUGGUUGGGAUUACAAGAGGAUAGUAACUCUAAUGAUCCAGAACCUGUUCCGGCUACUCGUACGGAGCCCGAAGUGGUUAAGCCCGUUGAAAUUAUGAAACCGCACAUCACACAGGAGGAUACGACUGCUAAGGUUUCAGUACCAGUCGUGCCUACAAUACCGCCAGCGGUCGAACCCAUUCCGACUGUUUUACCCCUUUUAACAAAACCGAGUAUAGACACUGCGGUCCAAGCUAUGGAUAUCUUGAAUCAAGAAACUGAAAGUGUCAUAAGUACACUGCAGCAACAAGAUUUUCAACUGACAGUUGCUAAACAGAUGAAAAAUCAAGAGCAAGUUCUGAUGGAUUUACAGCAUAAACAACAAACGAUUCUACAAAAGCAGGAGGCUCAGUUCAACGAAUUGCUUCAGAAACAAAUCCAUCGUCAUACUCACUUGGAGGAAAUCAUAUCGAAACAACAGGAUCGAAUCAACGCCAACAUUCACCUGAUGAUGACUCAACCAGCACAGCUUUUGUCACUUGCUGCAGAACAGGAAACCCCUAAACAGCAGUCUAAAACUGCGAAACCAGACAGCGAACAAAAGGAGCUAUUUAACAGGGUCCAACUGGAAUCCGAUCUUAAACGUUUGGAAUUGGAAAAACUUCGACUAGAGGAUUUGGUUUCAAACAUUACGGCCAACCACGAACAAGAGAUUUCAUUGCUAGAGCAAAGCUAUCGCAAGCAAAUAGGUUUUCUAGAUGAAAGUUUGAAAAUUAUGGAAACCCGUAUGAAACUCGAAAACAAGAACAUGGAGGAAUACUACAAAACAAAGCUGCAAAAUUUAGAAGCAGAGAAGGAACAACUGUUGGAGGAGCAUACCAAGCAGAUUCAACAGAUGGAAACAGAACAUCGUGCAGUGGUUGAAAAAAUCAAAAAUAAUUAUGAGGAAAGCUUAGAUAACUUGAAAACAGAGCACCGUGAAAUGAUCGCCAAUAUUCGAGAAUCCAAGCUGUUGGAGUUUUCAGUCCUACAGGAUAAUCAUUCGUAUAUGAGUAUGCUGAAAAGUGCUUCCAAUUAUCUGGAAACGGCAUCCGGUGAUCUCCAGCAGCUGAGGGAUACCUUGCAGGACCAGCUGGAGUUCACGCAAAAAGAGAAGGAGAUUCAGCUGAAAGCGAGAGAAAAACAACUGGACGAUCAACAGCGACGGUUGGAGCGAACGAAGGAAGCUGCUGAGGUAGAGAAAGUGCGCUUACUCAAUUUGGUGGAGACGCUGGAAAUGAAACUCACCGAGCUGACUAAGACUUCGUCGGAAGAGCACUGGAUCUACCAACAAAAGCUGGUAAAAUUAGAAUCGGAGAAGUCCAGUUUUGAGAAAGAAAAAGAACACACCCGUGAGAAAUUUGCACGCGAGGAAAAACGACUCGAUGAGCUUAAAGAGCAACAGCUAGAAGAACAUGCCAAACUCAUGCAGAAAAUUCACGACGAAAGGCAACUGAUUCUGGAAGAGAAAGCAAAGUUAGACACAUUGUCAAAAAUUCAAAAACAGGACUUAACAGAACUAUCCCGCGCAGAGAUUGACGCUGCGAUUAAGGUUGCUGAAGAUGCUGCUCGUCAAUCGGAUAAAGAGCGCGAAAGACUACUUCAGCUGCAGCGGCAAUUCGAAAGUAAACGACGUGAGCUGAUCAACCAGGACAGUGUAGUACGAGCGAGGGCUGUUGAGUUGGAAAAUGCGCUCACUAGUGCCAAAGCGAAGGAGCGGAAUGCCGAGUUGGCAUUUAAAGCUGUUAAACGUGCUGAACAAAAUCUACAGCUCAAGCUUCAGCUAGUUCAAAAACAAUUUCGCGAGGUGUCUGAGCGAGAAGAUCGUCUUGCUAAAGAUAAGAUUGAGUUGAGUAAAGAACGGCUGGAGUUGCAGUCGACAAGAAAACGACUACAGACUACCCGGUGCAGUUUGUGUAAAAUCAGCGAACGCUCACAGGAAAUUGGAGACUAUCUUACAACGGCCAUUCAAAACUCCGACUCCGUGGCGGAUGAUCGAAAGCUGGAGGCGAGCUUUAUCGAGAUGCAGCAUCGAGAGCCUAACCGGCUGGAUGAAUUCUUUGAUGGGGAUUUAGAUAGGCAGCUGCAAGGAUUCCUAGAAAGAAACCGUGUGGAUGAUGCGGACCUGGGUGCUCAAACACUUUCGAACCUGGCCGAAAAUGAAGAUGGCACUGUUGAUUCGGACUUGCUCCUACAGAGGUUCAAUGUGCUGCAACCACUGAGUUUUUUCGAUAGUGUUGAUGAACUCUAAAAUUGCAGAUAUAUAAGGAUUUUUUUAAAUUAAUCAAAGAUUUUUUCGAUUUUAUACUUGUUCUCUCUCCAUGAAAUGGAUUCUCUCUUUUGCUAGCUCAUAUCUAUACC
Molecule: messenger RNA, 3195 nt
Organism: Wyeomyia smithii (pitcher-plant mosquito)
Lineage: Eukaryota; Metazoa; Arthropoda; Insecta; Diptera; Culicidae
Gene: twy
Product: fas-binding factor 1
Exons: 2
Coding region: 80-3085 (1001 amino acids)
Biological process (GO): establishment of epithelial cell polarity; cilium assembly
Cellular component (GO): centriole; ciliary transition fiber; ciliary basal body
Source: RefSeq, a predicted model, not a curated record